GAAGUAGGCCAAGGAGAGAAAGGAAAGAUGCAGAUAUUUGUGAAAACCCUAACUGGGAAGACUAUUACUCUCGAGGUUGAGAGUAGUUACACAGUUGACAAUGUCAAGGCCAAAAUCCAAGACAAGGAAGGAAUUCCGCCGGAACAACAGAGGUUGAUUUUUGCUGGAAAGCAACUUGAAGAUAGCCGUACCUUAGCUAGUUACGAUAUCCAGAAAGAAUCCACACUUCAUCUAGUCUUAAGGCUUAGGGGAGGAAAAGGAGCUCCUAGCAUGAAAAUUGAGCCCUCCCUGAGGGAACUAGCUCGUAAAUUCAAUCAAUACAAGCUGAUUUGCCGCAGAUGUUAUUCUCGUCUGCCUCCCCGAGCUAAGAACUGCAGGAAGAAGAAGUGUGGCCAUAGCAAUGAGCUGAGGCCUAAGAAGUUACCCCAGGGCUAAUUGCAUAAGAUUGUUUCGAAAUUCAAGCCUUCUAGUUUCCACAGUAAAAUACCCCAAUCGAGAUGCCUGCUUGCUGCUGAGCAUUAAUAACACUCAAACCUGUUAUGGAUUGAAAUUUAGUUGUUUAUCUAUGUACUUUUGCGAUCUAGCUACAUGAAAGUGGAUCUAAUUGAAAAUAUUUAGUAUACAUUGAGGACGAAA
Populus euphratica (Euphrates poplar) is the source of this 636-nucleotide messenger RNA. RefSeq names its product ubiquitin-like. Lineage: Eukaryota; Viridiplantae; Streptophyta; Magnoliopsida; Malpighiales; Salicaceae. The record is from RefSeq and is a predicted model, not a curated record. The transcript is spliced from 5 exons. Gene Ontology annotation, biological process: translation. Gene Ontology annotation, molecular function: structural constituent of ribosome; protein binding. Gene Ontology annotation, cellular component: ribosome. The coding region runs from base 28 to 435 and encodes 135 amino acids.